This is a messenger RNA of Enhydra lutris kenyoni (northern sea otter), 4951 nucleotides long. Its product is annotated as ORAI calcium release-activated calcium modulator 2. The record is from RefSeq and is a predicted model, not a curated record. Gene Ontology annotation, cellular component: membrane. The transcript is spliced from 3 exons. Gene Ontology annotation, biological process: store-operated calcium entry. Lineage: Eukaryota; Metazoa; Chordata; Mammalia; Carnivora; Mustelidae. Gene Ontology annotation, molecular function: store-operated calcium channel activity. The coding region runs from base 1731 to 2495 and encodes 254 amino acids.
GGCUCGGGAUGGGGUGGCUGCGGGGGGUUGGAGGGUGGCCAGGUGGCCCCGACCCCAUGGGAUCCUCGCGGGGUGCGGCGCUGAGAAGGCUCAGAGGUCGGGGACAGGGGCAGAGUGUGUGUCUUGCGGCUACUGAGGCUUCCCUAGGGAAAGGGACUCAGAUGCAGGUGGACGCCUCUGGGAGACCCCUGUGGGGACUGUGCGCCCCCCCUCCCCCGUGGGUGUGACAAAGACCGAGUCAGAAACAGACUCGCCAUUGCUCAUGCCCCAGAUGUUUAAAGGAAGUAAGACAGGCAAACCCCAAACCUACCCCCUGGAAAAGAUUCAGACAGGCCUGCCAAGAAGAAUAGCUCAUCCUGAAGAGUCACCGUUAUUCUACAAGAGCUUUUUUCUCUAACCCGUAUGUAUAAAAAAACAAAAAUUCUCUGCAAAGUUCAGCCAGGAGAGCACUUUUUGGAGCCUCUGCCACCUGACAGAAAUGUCCGGUUCCAUCUUGCCUCACCCCACCCCAUACCCCGUCCGGGAGAGUGAGGACCAGACUCUACCUCUCCCAGGGGUAGGGAGAGGAGGCCUGGCGCAAGGUAGGACACUGGUGCUAGGACGGUUUGGAUGGAUGUGAAUCGGGUCCGGGCUGCUCCCUCAGCAGGAAGUGGCCUUUCUAUCUCCGGGACCCGCAGGCCUGCCUGGAGACCCAGACUCCAAGCAGACACACAGCCCGCCCUUCCUUCCACUCCCUGCCACUCUGAGGACGUGUGCGGGGCUGUGACUGGCUGGCCACUACCCAGAGGCCACCGUCGGCCCUCACUGCCCCCAAAGCCCUCUGCCUCCACUGUCCAUCCUGAGCCCAGCCCAUGCCCACUGAUGGCCCCUGGGCUUCCCGCUUCUUCACCCCACACAUGCCUUUCCCCCUUGGGGGGCUCCCCGGUCCUUCCAUCCCGCCAACCGUCUCCGUGGACAUCCAGACCAGAUUGACCGCACGCUGCUCCUCUUACUGGUUCCUACAGAGUGCCUCCGCGCGGCGCCUCUGAGAGGCCCACUCAGUCCCCCUGCCUGGGCUGCCCCCGGCUCCACACACUGCCCGCAUCCAGCCUUCCCCCUGCAUUUCCUGGACCCCUUCUGCAGCCAGCUGGCCUUCCUGCCACGGCCCCUUGCCUCUCAGAACCCUCCCAUGCGGGCAGCGUCUCAUCUUUGAGGGAGGGUCCCUGUUUGCCAGGGUUGCCUUUACUAUGUCUGUUCUUGCUACCCAGUAGGGACCGUCUCGCUGAGGCCGAGGCAGCCAGCCCCUCCUCUGCUCCUUGACCCUCACCCCUUCGCCACUAAAGCAGCCUUUAGUUCACUGGGUGAUAAUCACCUGCUGAGACUGCUCCCCCACUGGGUGAUAAUCACCCCCCGAAGCUGCUCCCCCACUGGGAGCGGCAGAGCAGACCCUCACCACUUCCAUCUCUGAGGCCUGAGUACCAGAUGCAGCCUGACCUCAGAGCCCAGUAAGCACCUACUGGACGGAGUGCAGAGGACGGAUCCUCUGAGGGGGCGAAGCCUGUGACUCUCACCCGUCCGCUCACUUCUGUGAUGUGUGGGAGAAGAAAAAAGAAAAACAAGGAGGAAGGCACCCCAAAAGAGAGAGCUCUCCCCCGCCUCCCGGACCUUCCCACGGAACCCUUUUAGAGAUUGACAUGGAUAGAUCCAACUUGGCCCCUUCCCACAGCCACUGACCUUGCCUGGCUCCCACCAUGAGCGCAGAGCUCAACGUGCCUGUGGACCCCUCCACUCCCGCCUGCUCUGAACCCGGCCACAAGGGCAUGGAUUACCGAGACUGGGUCCGCCGCAGCUACCUGGAGCUGGUCACGUCCAACCACCACUCCGUGCAGGCCCUGUCCUGGAGAAAACUCUACCUGAGCAGAGCCAAGCUGAAGGCCUCCAGCCGGACCUCUGCCCUCCUCUCGGGCUUUGCCAUGGUGGCCAUGGUGGAGGUCCAGCUGGAGACGCAGUACCAGUACCCGCGGCCGCUGCUCGUCGCCUUCAGCGCCUGCACCACGGUGCUGGUGGCCGUGCACCUGUUCGCCCUGCUCAUCAGCACGUGCAUCCUGCCCAACGUGGAGGCCGUGAGCAACAUCCACAACCUGAACUCCAUCAGCGAGUCCCCGCACGAGCGCAUGCACCCCUACAUCGAGCUGGCCUGGGGCUUCUCCACCGUGCUGGGCAUCCUGCUCUUCCUGGCCGAGGUCGUGCUGCUCUGCUGGAUCAAGUUCCUGCCCGUGGACGCGCGCCGCCAGCCCGGCCCCCCGCCCGGCCCCGGCGGCCACACGGGCUGGCAGGCCGCCCUCGUGUCCACCAUCAUCAUGGUGCCCGUGGGCCUCAUCUUCGUGGUCUUCACCCUCCACUUCUACCGCUCCCUGGUGCGCCACAAAACCGAGCGGCACAACCGCGAGAUCGAGGAGCUGCACAAGCUCAAGGUGCGGCUGGACGGGCACGAGCGCAGCCUGCAGGCGGUGUGAGCGCGCCGCGCCCCUGCCCCACCCCCGGCCCGGCCCGGCCCGGCCCGGCGCGGGCGUGGAGCUGCCGGCCAGGCCGCCCCGACACUGCCGCGCCGUUCCAGACCAAAGUCUUACCCCCGUCCUCGCACCAGAAAGCCUGGCCGUCUGGGCCUCCUGCAGAAAAUGGCGAUCUGUAGAAAAAGAGAGACUCUGUUGCUAAGAGCUGAGAGCAAAACCGCCUGAGUCCUGGGGCCUGGGGAUUCCCUGCGGCAGGAGACGAGUGUCACGGGCAGGCUCGGUGCUCGGGGGAGGGCUGAGGGUUUCAGAGAAGGGACUGCGCCGUGCCACCUGGGGUGUGGGUCUCAAUGUGCCACCCUGCUGCAAGGAGAUGGGGUGCAGGCCCACAGCUUGGCCUGGUGCUUCGCUCCCCUGUCCUGGGGGGAUUAGGUGGCCGGGCUGACGGGGGAGGGCAGGAGCUGGGGUCCCAGGUCCGCUCAGCGGGCGCAGUAGGCGCUCAGCCGGGCAUCGGACUGGUCUCGCCCCCAGGGAAGACUUCCAAGGACAGAGGCCUGGCCGGGCCGGGAGGUGCGUCUUUGGGCAUCCCAUGGGAGAUGCCCACCUACAGAGACCUUUAACUGGGUGCUCUGGGGCACACUGGGCUCAAGUUCUCUCUGCCUAGCCAGCCUGGAGCCCUGGGCGUAUUAACCCAGCAAAGUCACCAGGUUGGGGAAAGGGUUCACAGUCCAGAGGCCUCCAUCUACAAACUAGCUUCUGAACCCAUGUCAGCAGCCCCUCCAGGCUACAGCUGCCAAAGGCCCUUGCCCAGAGAGCGGAGCAUGCUUCCUAGCUCCCCGCUGCCUGUGACCCCAGGAGGAGGGAGGGUGUGGCCUGGGGGACUUCCUCUCUAGACAAGGUCUGUUGGCCUGAUCCGGCUCAUCCAUUUCCACGGCCGCGCACGUACAUACUACGGCUCAGCUUAGGGGUGAGCAUGCUGCACCCCGAGCUGCUUUCCAAACCCACACUUCCCACAGCGGCCAGCAGCAGCCCGGACAGGGAGCCUGCCUUGUUUCCCAUCAUCGUGGGACGUCAUGCUCUGAGGGCGUCUCUGUGGGGUCUGGGUGACCCGUGCCGAGAAAUCCCGGCUGGCCUGGCUGUGGCUGCAGGGAACGUGACGUACCAUUGAGGACAUAAACCUUAACACAUAACCAAAAUGCCACGGGGCUGUCUGGGAGCCGUGCCGGGAGUCGCCGUGGUAAGUCGGGAGGUUACGGGAGUCCAGACGUCGGGUUCCGUGGAGCCAGACGAGAGCCCGGCGUCGUCCAUGGGCGCGGCCCUGCUGUUCCGCAGACCUCUGUCCAUGCUUGCCUGCUGUCUGGUGCGUGUCUGUCCUGUCCCGCAGCCUUGUUGAAAAGGCUUGUCUGGCUUCGUGUGUGUUUGCUCUGUGUCAGCGUCGCUGUAAGACAACUGCUCUGUGUCCUGGCAGGGACAGCGCAGGCGGCCCCUCCCCGCAGCUGGGAGUGGGCAGCAGCCCCAUCCUCCAGCCUGAGCCUUCGGAGAGGGGCCGUGCUGGCCUCACUUCCCUGGGCCAUCGGGUGCCCCUGCCCCAGGUGUGCCAGGCGUGCCAGGUUGCCAGACUGGAAAGCACCCCCAGAGCCAGCUGGGAGGCCGGUGGUUAAUGCCUGCUCCGCGGACAGAGCUGCUGGCCUCGCCACCUCGGGCGGGACACUGAGUGACCCGGGACGAUGCCACAUGGGUAGCGAAGAUGCCGCAUCCUGUGUUCUUAACGCUGAUUAGAACGUCACUCUCGUUCCAUCGUCUGGAGUGUUCUCCCAGCUCCCCGAGGCGGAGUUUCUGCGGGACAGAGAGGACCAUGGGUCUGGGGACUGGCGAUCGGUGUGGAGUCCCAGGGUAGCCCCAGAGCUUUGGGGGAGAUGGAGGGUCAGCUGCCGUUUGGAGCUGCAGAUGCAACUCAGCAGGUGUGCGGGGGGAGAGCGGAGGCCACCGACGAGCUGGAACGGCAGUUUCUGGAGGUUGAACCCAGUCGGGAAGCCUUCCAGCCGUCUCAGCCGCUCGGCGUGAGGUGCCCCGGAGCCAGCGAGGGCCUGGCCUAGUUUCCUCCGAGCGGAGCCUUCCUGGUGCUCCCGAGCCGAGCACCCGCGGGUGCGCUGAGGCCCUUCCCAAAGUGGAGCAUGGUCUCCAUUUAGUACCUGGCCAGAAGUUUCUAAACUCAAGUGUUUCUAUUUUAGAAACUGCGAGGGCAGAGUGGAUUCUAGCGUCUUCUAGGAAAGUCUGGUGGGGCUCAAACCGCGUUGAGUCUGAGUGCUUCAGGGCUCAGCGGCCGCCGUUACCUGUCUCGCACUGAUUGAUUCAUUAUGCACGACGCUGGGCCUCACGUCCGGUGAACAUGACCCCUGGCCUGUGCGUGGGUUUUCCAGCAGUUGCCCGGGAUUGAGCUAAAUAAACAAGUCCAUCUGUGA